AUGAGGUCCUCCAUGAUUCUUCUCAUUGCCACCGGCCUGGUGUCGGGUCUGAGCAUCCCCAAGCAGUUGGGUGCUCGCGAGGAGCUUACCCUCCGCCAGGAGGCUGCUGCCCCCGCCGCGCCUGCUGCACCUGUUGCUGAGGCGCCCGCUGCUGCUCCUCCUGCCGCUGCUCCUCCUGCCGCUGCUCCUCCUGCUGCCGCCCCUCCCGCCGCCGCUCCGCCUGCCGAGGCUGCUCCCCCAGCUGCUGCUCCCCCCGCCGCGGGCGGUGACGCCGCGGCCGAAGAGGAGAAGAAGAAGGCCGAGGAGGAGGCUGCCAAGAAGGCGCAAGAAGAAGCCGCUAAGAAGGCUGCUGAGGAGGCUGCCAAGAAGGCCGAGGAGGAGAAGAAGCAGCAGGAAGAUGCUGCGAAGGAGGCCGACAAGGCCAAGGAGGAGGCCGACAAGGCCCGCAAGGAGGCUGCCAGGGAUGCCGCGAAGAAGGCCGAGGAGUACCAGAAGAACCAGCGCAACCGCGACCGCGACGGCAACAGGAACAACCGCAACGGCAACAACCGCAACAACAACAACAACGACAACGCCCAGCUUCUCCAGAUCGUCCAGCUUCUCCUGGCCUCCAUGGGUCUCGGCAACGUCGUCAACGUCAACGCUCUCGCUCAGCUCCAAGCCCAGCAGCAGCUCAUCAUGCUCGCCCAGCUCCAGCAGCUCGCUCAGCUCACUUCCGUCGGUCUUGUCAACCCUGUCCAGCUCGUCGGUCUCAUGCAGCAGGGCAUCGUUGUCAGCGGCAUCCAGAUCGGCAUGGGUGGCAAGUUGUAA
This is a messenger RNA of Colletotrichum karsti, 810 nucleotides long. RefSeq lists its product as uncharacterized. The record is from RefSeq and is a predicted model, not a curated record. The coding region runs from base 1 to 810 and encodes 269 amino acids. Lineage: Eukaryota; Fungi; Ascomycota; Sordariomycetes; Glomerellales; Glomerellaceae. The transcript has a single exon.